AAGACGAAAAUUUAUUUGAAACCUAAUGCAAUUUAUCGCAGGAUGUUACGGCUGUGCGCAAAUAUUUAGGAUAUUUUCAAAUUACUAAACAAUUUACAUUUAUUGAACAAAAAUGACCAGUUUGAUAAACCCCAGAGGAACUCUAAUGGAUAAUUCGACAACAGACGGUAGUGGAAUUGUUCAACCAUAUGCCUACAAUUUUCAAAAUGUAUACAAUUAUGGAUACGAAACUAAACUUUAUGGAUAUGUUUGGCCUAGUCUUGGAUUAACAGUUUUGAUUCUGAACAUCCUGAUGAUAGUGGUAUUUAUCAGAACCCGAAUGAGCAGCACUACGCACAUGUACUUGGCAGCCAUUACGACAUUGGACACAUUGACAAUUAUAUUCCCGUCAAUUGUUUAUUUCCAUGUUUUUGUGGUCUUGGAUAUAGAUGAUUAUCUUCCGUAUAACUUAUGUAAAAUGUGGUAUUAUUUCACAGAUAUAUUUCCAGUCACGUUCCAUGCUUCAGCCAUUUUGAUAACAGUAUGCUUAGCUGGUCAGAGAUGCCUAUGCGCAGCUUAUCCUCUGUCUGUUGCACAAUGGUUCACAACAAAAGUUACAUUUGUGUCAAUUGUCGGGUGCAUUUUAAUUGCUGUAAUCUUUGAGGUGUCCGAAUUCAUUCUUUACACAUUUGACCGUGUGGACAUUUUUAGGUCAAAUGAAACUAUUUCAGGUUGCAAAAUAAGCAUUGGGAGGCUAGAAACGGACGAAGUGCGAAAAUACCAAAUAUCUCAUUUCAUCGUUCGAGUCGCAAUAUUUGAACUUAUUCCAUGUGUCAUAUUGAUAAUUUUAGACAUAAUCAUGUUGAGAAAAGUUCAUCAGGCACAAACAUGGAGGAAAAGUUCCAGUUCAAAUUUACAGAAGAGCAGACGACGAAACAGUUCGGUGACGUCAACGUCUACUCGAUUGACAAUUUUGACACUUUGGUUUGUUGGUGUGUUCUUGAUUGUUGAAAUUCCGGUUGUAAUCAUUUUAUCGAUUUAUGCUGCUGGAAUGCUCCUUUCAAAAACAAUUGUACCACUGAAUGAACUUUACACUGCUUCGGUAUUUUCAAACUUUCUUGUAAUGCUGAGCUUUCCUUUAAAUUUCUUCAUAUAUUUUUGUUGUUCGAAGGCAUUUCGAGUAGAAGCAAUACGUCUUCUGACAUGUAGAGUGUCAAGGAAAAGCAAAAUGCAGAGGAACGCGUUUGAUUCAGUGUUUCAGAGAACAAUAUCGUCACAAAUUGAUCAUGCAAAUCCUGCUUUCCAGAACUAGUUCGA
This is a messenger RNA of Mytilus californianus (California mussel), 1296 nucleotides long. RefSeq names its product probable G-protein coupled receptor AH9.1. NCBI's taxonomy places the organism in Eukaryota, Metazoa, Mollusca, Bivalvia, Mytilida, Mytilidae. The transcript has a single exon. The record is from RefSeq and is a predicted model, not a curated record. Gene Ontology annotation, cellular component: membrane. The coding region runs from base 113 to 1291 and encodes 392 amino acids. Gene Ontology annotation, molecular function: G protein-coupled peptide receptor activity.